AUGGUCUCCCUGUGGCUUCUGUCCUGCUUUGCCCUCCUAGGGGCCGCCCAUCACUGUGGGAGCCCCGCCAUCCCGCCUGUGCUGAGUGGCCUGGCCAGGAUCAUCCAUGGUGAGGACGCUGUCCCUGGCUCCUGGCCCUGGCAGGUGUCCCUGCAGGACGAAACCGGCUUUCACUUCUGCGGGGGCUCCCUCAUCUGCCCGUACUGGGUGGUCACCGCCGCCCACUGCCAGGUCAGUACGUCUGACAUGGUGGUGGCUGGGGAGUACGACCUGGACUCUGAUGAGGAGGACGUGCAGGUCCUGGAGAUCGCAGAGGUUUUCACCAACCCAGAUUUCAGCUGGGUCACAGUCUCCUAUGACAUCACCCUGCUGAGGCUGGCUACACCUGCGCAGAUAACCUCGACUGUGUCCCCUGUGUGCCUGCCCUGUGUCUGUAGCGACGUCUUUACUUGGGGCCCAUGCGUCACCACUGGCUGGGGAAUGUCCAGUUUCGACCCCCCUGUGGACCCCACCAAGCUGCAGCAGGCGGUUCUGCCCCUCGUGCCCACUGAUGAAUGCAGGAAUUACUGGGGGAGCCUUAUUACUGACCAGAUGAUCUGCGCUGGGGGCAGCGGCGUCUCCUCCUGCAUGGGUGACUCUGGUGGCCCCCUGGUGUGCCAGCACAAUGGAGUCUGGUGCCUGGUAGGCAUCGUGUCCUGGGGCAGUGGCACCUGCAACACCUCUACUCCUGCUGUGUACGCUCGAGUCACUGCGCUCGUGAGAUGGGUUCGGGAGAUCCUGGAGGCCAACUGCGAGUUUCACUGCCACCCCUUCUGCAAGUGUCAUCAAUAAAGCCCUCUGUUCAGAAACACCGACUGCAUGUGUCUCACUGUGUGACCCCUGGGGACGUGG
Molecule: messenger RNA, 891 nt
Organism: Fukomys damarensis (Damara mole-rat)
Lineage: Eukaryota; Metazoa; Chordata; Mammalia; Rodentia; Bathyergidae
Product: chymotrypsinogen B
Exons: 7
Coding region: 1-831 (276 amino acids)
Biological process (GO): proteolysis
Molecular function (GO): serine-type endopeptidase activity
Source: RefSeq, a predicted model, not a curated record